AUGGAAGAAUUGAGGCAACAGGUCGAUAGCUUCAAUCUCUCAGAAGGAGUAACAGAUACUUGGUUAUGGUCUAAGGAAGAAGGUGGUUUCUACACGGUUAAAUCUGCCUACUACCUCCUCCAAGGGGGAGAAGGGACCCCAACAGGUAGUGUAUUUCAGAAAUUAUGGACCGUGAAAGCACCCUCAAAUGCUAUUUCCCUAGCUUGGAAACUCCUCCUGAAUGGCAUCCAAUCUAAGGAUAAUCUUAGGAGAAGGGGCAUUUUAAAUACUGUUGUUGAAGUUUCCUGCUCCUUUUGCUCCCUGGCUGAGGAAUCUGCAUCUCACAUUUUCUUUAACUGUACUAUCUCGUGGAAAAUCUGGUCUCAAGUUUAUGCUUGGCUUGGCAUUCACACAGCUUUACCAAGUAAUGGUAGUUCUCACUUUCUCCAAAGCCAAGCUGGCUGUUUUGGCAAGGAUAGAAUGCAGGGAGUGAGCACUAUUUGGCUGGCCACAAUUGGGUACAUAUGGUCUCUGCACAACAAGAUAAUAUUUAGGGAAGGCCAAAUUGAAACUUCUACAGCUCUGGAAGUGAUUCAAUACCGUUCGUGGAUUUGGCUCAAAUCUAAGAUCAAAGGCUUUACAUUCUCAAUAUAUGAAUGGUCUGUCAACCCACUGUGGUGCUUGGGAACUCUUUAA
Messenger RNA from Lotus japonicus, 675 nucleotides. RefSeq lists its product as uncharacterized. Lineage: Eukaryota; Viridiplantae; Streptophyta; Magnoliopsida; Fabales; Fabaceae. The transcript has a single exon. Bases 1 to 675 code for a protein of 224 amino acids. The record is from RefSeq and is a predicted model, not a curated record.